Molecule: messenger RNA, 675 nt
Organism: Apiotrichum porosum
Lineage: Eukaryota; Fungi; Basidiomycota; Tremellomycetes; Trichosporonales; Trichosporonaceae
Exons: 2
Coding region: 1-675 (224 amino acids)
Biological process (GO): fatty acid biosynthetic process
Molecular function (GO): holo-[acyl-carrier-protein] synthase activity; magnesium ion binding
Source: RefSeq, a predicted model, not a curated record
AUGAUACUGGGUAUCGGCAUCGACAUUCUGUCCAUCGCGCGCCUCGAGGGCCUCAUCCAGCGGCGUACGGCCCGUCGCUUGGCGGAGCGGAUAUGCACUGCUCGCGAGUAUGCCGAGUUUAGCCAGCUGGACCACCCAGAGCCGUCGACGCUGUACACCAAGCAGGUCCGCUUCCUGUCGUCGCGAUGGGCAGCAAAGGAAGCAGCGCUCAAGGCUCUGCCCCCACGCUCGCUGCGGAGCUGGCGCGACCUCGACCUGUCGUACGCGCGCGACGGGCGGCCAUACCUCGCCCUCGUCGCGGGACCGCUGUACGAGUCGACGGCCUCGAUCUCGACAUCGACAUCGACAUCCGUCGCUAGCGAGCUCGAGCGGGCUGCAACCGAAGAAGAAGCGGCGACAAGACCCAACGCAGAGUAUCCACAGCCCCCAGCUCCGCCUCCACGGCCAGCACGCCCACAAGCUACACCGCCCGGCCGCGCGAGCAUCCUCGCCGCGGCCGCCGCCGCCGCGCACAGUGUCGUUCCGCCCAAGAAGCCCGUUCCGGCUCCUGCGCCUGCACCUGCACCAGCACCAGCACCAACACCUCCAGUGGGUGGUGCUGGGAUUGGUCUGCUCGCGACCAUCUCGCAUGAUGCGGGUAUUGUGGUCGCGUCGGUGGUUGCGCAACGGGCAUGA